Gallus gallus (chicken) is the source of this 1821-nucleotide messenger RNA. It is a transcript of the gene SDR42E1, whose product is annotated as short chain dehydrogenase/reductase family 42E, member 1. Gene Ontology annotation, biological process: steroid biosynthetic process. The transcript has 3 exons. The record is from RefSeq and is a predicted model, not a curated record. Lineage: Eukaryota; Metazoa; Chordata; Aves; Galliformes; Phasianidae. Gene Ontology annotation, molecular function: 3-beta-hydroxy-Delta5-steroid dehydrogenase (NAD+) activity. The coding region runs from base 168 to 1343 and encodes 391 amino acids.
GGCGGGGCGGAGGGCUGCGGGCUCCGAGCAGGUACGGGCGGGACGGCGGGCUGCGGGUCCGGGCUGUUCCGAGCUCUGCCCGGCCGGGGGCCGCGCUACGCGGGGUGCCGGGUCCUGCGUGCUCUCCUUGCGGGUCAAUCUCCUGAAGAGGCACCGAGGCAAAGAGGAUGGAAGCAGGAAGUAGUGCCAAGGAAACAGUGCUGAUUACGGGAGGAGGUGGUUAUUUUGGCUUCCGUUUAGGUUGUACCAUAUACAAAAAGGGAGUUGAUGUGAUUCUCUUUGAUGUCACGAAGCCGCUUCAACCUGUGCCAGAAGGGAUAAAGUUUAUGCAGGGGAACGUCUGUUGUCUGGCUGAAGUGGAAGAGGCUCUUAAAGAUGUAAUCUGCGUAUUCCAUAUCGCUUCCUAUGGAAUGUCUGGCAGGGAGCAGCUGAACCGAAAACUUAUAGAAGAUGUUAAUGUGAAAGGAACAGAAAAUGUCAUCCAAGCCUGCAAGAGCACAGGAGUGUCAAGUCUGGUUUAUACAAGUACAUAUAAUGUGAUAUUUGGAGGCCAGAUUAUAGAAAAUGGGGAUGAAUCUCUGCCUUAUCUCCCUCUUCACCUCCACCCAGAUCACUACUCCCGGACCAAAUCUUUAGCUGAGAUGAAGGUGCUGAAGGCAAAUGGUACUGAGCUUGGAAAUGGGAAAGGUGUAUUGAGGACUUGUGCUCUCCGACCAGCGGGCAUUUAUGGGCCAGGAGAGCAAAGACAUCUUCCAAGAAUAGUUAGUUACAUUGAGAGGGGACUGUUUAAAUUUGUAUAUGGAGAUCCUCUUAGUUUAGUAGAAUUUGUACACGUUGAUAAUCUCGUUCAGGCUCACAUCCUUGCCUUUGAGGCCCUCAAAGCCAACAAAAAGCACAUAGCUGCAGGCCAAGCCUACUUUAUUUCAGAUGGCAGGCCGGUAAACAACUUUGAGUUUUUCCGACCACUAGUAGAAGGUUUGGGAUACAAGUUCCCAACCUGCCGCCUUCCUCUCUCACUUGUCUAUUUUUUUGCCUUUCUUACUGAAGUAGUCCACUUACUCGUAGGCCAUGUUUAUAAUUUUCAGCCUCUCCUCACUCGCACAGAAGUUUAUAAGACUGGUGUCACGCAUUAUUUUAGCAUGGAGAAGGCCAGGAAAGAGCUGGGGUAUGAGCCUCAGAAAUACAGCCUGAAUGAAGUGGUUGAGUGGUUUAGAUCUCAGGGCUGUGGACCAAAGCCAAGGAAGUAUACCAUUACACAUCUCCUUAGGGAUGGAGGACUGCUCUUGCUGUUUAUUGCUGUGCUGGUCUCGUGGUUUCCACCUGCAGUUAUAUUUUCACCCUGAAAGAUGAAACACUGAGUAUGGAGGACAGGAUUUAGUUAUGUUGUGUACUCUUUGUUUUCACAGCAAAUUAAAAAUAUAUAUAUGUUUGUACUUCUUGGGUAAAUAUCUUUAACAGUUCUAUCCCCGGUGAAUGGAAUGGUCGAGCAAAAACAUUUAAUUUUUAUAACAUAUCUUGUAAUUCUUCUUCAAAGUAAAACUGACCAGGUCACUGAAAAGAUGAAAGUGCACUACUGCAAGCAGCAUGUUAUUUUCUGGUACAACGGUACGCUUAAGGCUGACCUUUUCUCCCCAGUAGGAUUAUAUUCUUGGCCCACACCUUUUAUUCCUAAGAAGUUUGUGCUAUAUGAUCCAGAGGGGAAGAAACUUACUCUUUGAUCACAUUCCAAAACCAAGUUCUGCUUUCCAUCUUGGAUGUACAUAUACCUAACCAAGAAUUUGGCUUAGCUGCUAGACAAUAAAUUAUUAUUUUUUAAAUGAA